Messenger RNA from Rotaria socialis, 672 nucleotides. Lineage: Eukaryota; Metazoa; Rotifera; Eurotatoria; Philodinida; Philodinidae. The record is from the annotation of a GenBank genome assembly.
AUGAUAUCAUUAUCAUCAGUUCCGCACGAGCUUAUAUCUAUCAAUCCAAUCAUCAAUAAAUCAUUCAAUGAUACAUCCAUACCGACCGCAGUCGACGUAGACAGAUUUGAAACUGAAAGUCGUGAAUUAUUUGUUGGACGUAAUCAACUAUGCAGUGAAUUACCAUUGAUUGAAGGUCAAACAAUCAUUGAUUUAGGUGCAGGUUCAGGGUUAUUUAUGGAAUUAGUGUCUGAACGACUUGGACCCAAUGGUACAUUGAUAUGUGCAGAACCAUCCGCUAAAUUCUGCCAGUAUAUGACUCAGCGAGUAAAUGAACUAAGCAAUUCCGGCCAGAGAGCACAUAUUCAUAUAGUACAAACAUUACCACAUACACUUAUUCAUUCAGACAUACAGAUGCAUAAAAUCGAUGUCGUAUAUUGCAUUGAUACUUAUCAUCACUUUGAAUAUCCAAUAGAAAUGUUAAAGUCAAUACGUGCUACUCUUAAACCAAAUGGACUGUUUGUUAUUGUUGACUUUGAACGUAUACCUGGUGUGACUAUUGAUCGGUUGAUGGAGCAUGUACGAUGUGGUAAAGAGAUCGUAAUGAAUGAAGUUGAAUCAGUUGGCUUUGUAUUAGUUGAAGAAAAACAUAUAUUCAAAGAGAACUAUUUAUUGAUAUAUCGAUCACCUUAA